AUGUUUACGCACAUGCUGUGGGCAGAAACUAAUUUAAUUGGAUGCGGCUUCGCGUUCUAUUACGACCCUUCAAAGAGUUACAGGAAAAAUUACGUCUGCAACUAUGGGCCCGGCGGUAACGUGUUGGGACAAGCGCCCUAUGAAAGAGGUUAUCCGAGUUGUACGGACUACGGAAUGUCAGAAUCGAGUAGAUAUCAAGGACUCUGUUCAAAAGCUGCGAACUACUAUUUCGGAAUUUCAAACUUCAUAUUGGAUCGAAUCGGCCACUGACGAAGGGCGUUUGCGAGUGAACGAAGUACCUAAAGAUCUAUUUAAUGGCGUGUGAUUAAAUUAUACUGGGAUCGAUUUUUGGAUAGAAAAUCUAAGAAAAUCUUACAUUCGUAGAAUGUGCUAAUUAAAGUAUUAUUAAAUGAUGUUGUGUUUUAAACAUGUGAUUAUAUUUUUGUAAAUAAAUAACAUUGAACAAACGUCGCUUGCUUUUAGUAGAACCAAAUGGAAAACCUAACGAUGCAAAAGAAAAGAGAUCGGAGCACGUACACAUAUAUAACUUUGGAGAAAGGUCUAAUUUGAAUGUUAAAAAAGCUAUAGUAUUUUUAUAUAUGUUCUUAUAACCGUGUCUAUAGUAUGGAAUACUAUCUAGAAAUUUUUUAUCCAAUAUUCAGUUAUACAAGCG
Cylas formicarius (sweet potato weevil) is the source of this 673-nucleotide messenger RNA. Its product is annotated as scoloptoxin SSD976-like. NCBI's taxonomy places the organism in Eukaryota, Metazoa, Arthropoda, Insecta, Coleoptera, Brentidae. Bases 1 to 270 code for a protein of 89 amino acids. The record is from RefSeq and is a predicted model, not a curated record. The transcript has 4 exons.